AUGUCUUUAGUCCAUUUGGCAAACACAUGCUCGCAUCUGCAGAACGCCUCGCGCGCCCGGCUGGGCCUCACAUCGGUGCCCGACACCAAGUUCCACCUCAGACUCAUGCUUGCCCUGCAGAACUCGGGCUUCAUUUCCACCGUGGUCCGCGGCGGGCCUACUCCUCCUCCGCCGCACAGCUUGCUGACGCACCCGACGUCCACUGAUCCCACGGCGCCCAUUGAGCCCGUGACACAACGCAACAUCUCUACGCGGCGGCUGUGGCUGGGGCUGAAAUACUGGAACAGCUCGCCCGUGUUGGAGAAGAUGAGUCUGAUCAGCAAACCCACCAGGAGGAUCUGGAUGGACGUCACAGGCCUGAAGCAGCUGGUGUUGGGCAAGGAUGCAGGCUACGUCAAGGGACUCAGGAAGCCUGGCGAGUGCAUCUACGUGAGCACCGACAGAGGGAUUCUGGAAGCCAGGGAGUGUGUGGAACGGAAGAUGGGCGGGAUGUUGAUCUGUCGAGUCGGAUAA
Capronia coronata CBS 617.96 is the source of this 513-nucleotide messenger RNA. RefSeq names its product 30S ribosomal protein S8. Gene Ontology annotation, biological process: translation. Lineage: Eukaryota; Fungi; Ascomycota; Eurotiomycetes; Chaetothyriales; Herpotrichiellaceae. Gene Ontology annotation, cellular component: ribosome; mitochondrion. Bases 1 to 513 code for a protein of 170 amino acids. The transcript has a single exon. The record is from RefSeq and is a predicted model, not a curated record. Gene Ontology annotation, molecular function: structural constituent of ribosome.